Molecule: messenger RNA, 2775 nt
Organism: Chenopodium quinoa (quinoa)
Lineage: Eukaryota; Viridiplantae; Streptophyta; Magnoliopsida; Caryophyllales; Amaranthaceae
Product: wall-associated receptor kinase 2-like
Exons: 3
Coding region: 278-2620 (780 amino acids)
Biological process (GO): protein phosphorylation; cell surface receptor signaling pathway
Cellular component (GO): plasma membrane
Molecular function (GO): protein serine/threonine kinase activity; polysaccharide binding; ATP binding
Source: RefSeq, a predicted model, not a curated record
AGAUGUUCUUCAUUUGAGUCCCAUACUAUAAUUGGUAGUAUUAAUUUUCACUGUUUUAUUAGUCAACUUUUUGCUUUUUUUUUUUUUUUUUUUUUGGGGGGGGGGGUCCUUUAAAGGGAAGACCUUGACUUAGUUGACGGAGUGCAAGGACAGUAGACUUGUUAAUAUCCCCCCCCCCCCCUCUUCUAAAUACAGCAUUUUUGAUCUAUGUAAUGUGAAUACCAUAUUAUAUAUAUUAUAUCACUCUUGCUAUUUUUUCAUAAUAUCUUACCAAAACAUGCAUAAACCAACAAUGAUAAAUUUCUCGUUAGGCUUAUUGUGUGAUUCUCUGUUCGUAAUUGUUAUGGUCGGAAUACUAAUGACGACGAGUAUGGCAUCAAAUAUAGCCCUUCCUAAUUGUCCCGAAAAGUGUGGUAACAUUUCUGUCCCUUACCCUUUUGGUAUAGGUAAAAAUUGUUACUACACUAAUCCUUUUGUUGGAAGUUAUUAUAAUCUCACUUGUAAUAACACCAAUACUAGUUCCCCAUCACUAGUUCAUGGCUAUAAUAUUGAGGUCUUGAACAUCACUUUGGAUGGUCAAUUCCGGGUGCUUAGCCAUGUUUCGUAUGCUUGCUAUGGUCUUAAAAGCCGUUUAGAGGGUAAUACCUCAUGGAGGAUAACAAUCCAUAAGUUUCCUCUUUCAACAACCGAAAAUUCUCUUCUUGCAAUUGGUUGUGACACCUUUGUAUGGUUUUCCGGUGCAAUGACAACUUCGAAUCAAAAAAAGGUUUUUCGAACGGGGUGCAUGACAUUGUGUAAUGAGCAAAAAGAAGUCAGCACAUCUUGUUCCGGGGUUGGGUGUUGCAAGGCUGCUAUUCCCAGUGGCGUAUCUAGUAUCAAGGUAAAAGCCAAAAGUUAUUAUAAUCACACAUUUGUGCAAGAUUUCAACCCAUGUAGUGUCGCAUUUCCAGUGGCAAGUGACGAAAUUCCCUCUCCAAUUGACUUCAUUAGCCAAAAUAUGUCGUAUUUCAAAGAGUUAAAGCUUCCUGUUGUCUUUAAUUGGUCAAUUGCUAAUGCAAGUUGUAAAUCUGAGCGAGACUUAAAGGAUCAACAGCACAUAUGUAAAGGAAAUAGUAGUUGCAUUGACAUGCCAGACAGGUGGGGAUACCGCUGCCAAUGCAACUCCGGAUUCAGGGGUAACCCCUACCUUCAUGAUUGCCAAGAUAUAGAUGAAUGUGCGGAAGGGCGUCAUUUGUGUAAAGAACCAGCACUUUGCAUCAACACUAUGGGUAGUUACAGUUGCACUUGCCCACGAGGCUACAGCCGCGGCAAUGGCACAAUGGUUGAUCCUUGUAUUCCAGAUAAGAAGGGUGCUGAAAUACCAAUGAAAAUCAGAAUCAUUUGUGGUAUUGGAGGCGGUAUCAUUGUAUGUUUCAUAGUUGCCAUUUUGAUCCAUUGGCAAUUUGGAAACAAUAAACAACUACGAAUGAGGGAGGCAUUCUUUCAUCAAAAUGGUGGUCAUAUUUUACAACAAAAACUGUUAGGACGAGAUGUAUCAAUGGGUCAUAUGGUUGAAAUGUUCACAGUUGAAGAGCUUAAGAAGGCCACAAAUAACUAUAGCGAGAGUAGCAUCGUAGGCAGAGGAGGUUUUGGCAUAGUUUUUAAGGGAACCUUGACAAAAAAAGCUACAUCACUUACCAACCAAAUAGUUGCCAUCAAAAGGUCUCUUAAAGUGGAUUCGAGCCAAGUCGAGCAAUUUAUCAAUGAAAUUGUUGCCUUGUCUCAAAUUAACAACAAAAAUGUGGUUAAGCUCUUAGGUUGUUGCUUGGAGACAGAGGUACCAUUACUUGUUUAUGAAUACAUAAGUAACGGUACAUUGUAUGAUCAUUUGCACGAUGAAAGAAAAGUAAGGCUUCUUACAUGGGAUAUUCGCUUAAGGAUAGCAACAGAAGUUUCUGAAGUCUUGGCAUAUUUGCAUAGUACAAUCUGUAUACCGAUAAUUCACAGGGACAUUAAGUCUGCUAACAUACUUUUAGAUGCUAGUAAAACCGCGAAAGUCUCUGAUUUUGGUGCUUCAAAGCUAUCGCCAACAGACCAGGAGCAGUUAGCAUCGAUGGUUCAAGGAACAUGUGGUUAUCUUGAUCCUGAGUAUAUGCAAAGCGGUGAGUUAACUGAGAAGAGCGAUGUUUACAGUUUUGGUGUUGUACUGGUAGAGCUAUUAACUAAGGAAAAGGCGAUAUGUUAUGCUAAGACAGAAGCUGAGAGAUGUCUUGCUGUAUAUUUUCUUCGUAAGCUAAAGGAGGACCGAUUGUUUGAAAUUCUUGACAAUGAUAUGGUGAAUGAUGAUGCAAUCGAGCAGCUCAAGGAAGUAGCAAAUCUUGCUAGGAGGUGUCUGAAACUGAAAGGAGAGGAUCGCCCUACAAUGAAGGAAGUUGCUAGAGAACUAGAACGGAUCAAAGGAGUUGGUUUACAUCCAUGGUCAAACAAUAGCGGUCUGUCAAGGGAUGAGAGUGAAUAUUUGCUCGGCGAAACCAAAGGUGUGACCAACCAUCAUAGUAGCAGCAACAAAUCCAUCGACGGAGGUCCAGUGAGCAACCAAAGUGGAGUUGUGCAAUUGAUGCCUUUGAAUGAUGGGAGAUGAGUCUUAUGAUCGACAAAGUUUUGAACUACAUACAUAUUUUACUGUUGUUGAUGUGUGUACCUAUUUAAAUUUGUUAGUGUUUGGAGUCGUGAAUGAUGAUGAUGCAUCCCAGGCUUAAUUAAGAGCAUGCUUAAUGCCAUUUAAAACUAUGAAAA